AUGCCGGGCGACGUACACGUGAAAAAGGGCUCUGAGAUCAAUGCCCCUAGUGGCGCGCAGACGGAGGGAAUGGUCAGAAUGAACGCCAUCACCGACAUGUCGGACCAGGUAUGCGGGACGGGUGAGUAUCUCGGCACCCGAUAUGGUACAUACACGGAGACGGCCCAUCGUAUACUGACUAUGAAAGUCAUGAUUGCAAAGCCGCACAGCGCAUCUGCUGUUCACCAUCAUGGAGAAGAGGACACAAUCGUUUAUGCUGCAAGCGGCCACGGCGCCAUAAUCUGGGGGCCAGAUGGGUCCAACAGACAAGAGCUUGCUCCUGGAGAUUUUGCUCUCAUUCCUGCCUACGCGGAGCAUCAAGAGGUCAACGAUACAGACAGCGAGGUCAAGUGGAUCAUCACCCGCGGCGGUAGAAACCCUAUUGUGCACAACCUCGAUGGAUGGGGAAAGAGCUAG
Molecule: messenger RNA, 456 nt
Organism: Periconia digitata
Lineage: Eukaryota; Fungi; Ascomycota; Dothideomycetes; Pleosporales; Periconiaceae
Source: the annotation of a GenBank genome assembly